Caenorhabditis auriculariae is the source of this 1073-nucleotide messenger RNA. Lineage: Eukaryota; Metazoa; Nematoda; Chromadorea; Rhabditida; Rhabditidae. The record is from the annotation of a GenBank genome assembly.
AUGGCCCUGAAAAGAAUUCAGAAAGUGAGUUUUUGAAAUAAAGUUUCUUGAAGCUAUAUAACUCGACAAAUUAAUUCAACCUUCUACAGGAACUGCAAGAUCUUGGACGGGACCCUCCUGCUCAAUGCUCUGCAGGACCUGUAGGUGAUGAUCUCUUCCACUGGCAGGCUACUAUUAUGGGACCUCCUGAAUCUCCCUACCAAGGCGGCGUUUUCUUUCUUACCAUACACUUUCCCACGGAUUACCCAUUCAAACCACCAAAGGUUUUUUUUGAAUAUCUUAAAUUUUUUUUUCAAUCAAAAAUUGUUUUCUUACAGGUCGCUUUCACAACACGUAUUUAUCAUCCUAAUAUCAACUCUAACGGAAGUAUUUGUCUCGAUAUUCUUCGAUCACAGUGGUCGCCGGCGCUCACGAUCUCAAAAGGUUUUUUAUCAUUUAAGAGAGGAAAUUAUUUUUCUUGUUUCGUAUUAAAUUAAAAGAAAAAUAAGACAGUGAAGCUUUUUUAGUUUAAGCUCGAAGAAAAUGAAUCAUUUAAAAUUUUUCGAGAAGAUCUUCAUGAUAUUUUUUUUCUCAGGAAAACUUUUUAAAAAUUUAGUAAGGAUUUUUCUGAACCGACGGUUUAGUACUUUACGAACUUCAAAAUAUUUUUCUAGCGAAAGUUUUUUUUUACAUUUCUAGCUGUAGUUUUAUCAAUCCCUUUAAGCGAAUUCGUAAAGAUUUGCUUUGGAGCGAAAAAAAAACUUUAGAAUUCUUUCUUUGUGAGUUUUGUGUGGAAACCGAAAGUUUUUUAAAGCCCAACGUGAAAUAAACGUGUAAGGAAUUAUGUAGCUACAAACAUAUAUCGUUCAGAAAAAUUAAUGAAAAAACUUCUGAAUUUUUCAAUUUUAGUCCUCUUAUCGAUCUGCUCGCUGUUGUGCGAUCCCAACCCAGAUGAUCCGCUGGUUCCUGAGAUCGCCCGCAUUUACAAAACUGAUCGGGACAGGUUGCUUUCGCGGUUUUUUCUUUUUAAUGCAAUCGUGAAAUCUAGAUACAACCAACUGGCAAGGGAGUGGACUCAGAAGUACGCUAUGUGA